AACGUGUAAUGGGUGUUAACAAUACAACAAUAUGAGCUGUCCUGUUUACAAAGAAGACAUUAUAAAAGCAAUAAAAUUCAAGCUGGACAACAAAGAGUAGGGAAGGAAGAGCAAUAAAUUGAACAAGAAACUGAGAUUAGUUGACAUACAUUGUUUUUAUAUGGUUACUAAUUCAAAAAACUGAUUAUAUUUAGUAUUAUUUGUUCAUUUAUUUAAUAUAUAUUUAUUAAGUUCUUUGUAUGAUUGUAUGGCGAUAAAAUAUAUAACACUUUUUGUUUGUGGAAACACCACGUAAAUUUAUUACUGCAAAGCUUUCGAUCCAUAAGCCCAGAUCGAAAGAAGAUCGAAUGCUUUGCAGUUAAUAAAUUUACGUGGUGUUUCCACAAACCAAAAGUGUUAUAUAUAGUUUAUUAUUAUGCAAAUAGCUUAUUAUAUUUAUUAUAUUAAUAAAAUAAUGUUAUCAGAUGAACAAAUUUCAUGUGCGAGGUGGUGAUGUGCUGCAUGCAUGCAUGGUAUGCUAAAGUAUUUCUUUAAGAAACUAUUAUAAUAGUUUUUCAACUAAAAUACAGUAGUCAGUAUAAUUUUUUCCAACUAUAGUUUUUAGUCAAAACUAAAGUUUUUGACAAAACUAUAGUUUUAACCAAAACUAUAGUUCCUACAAUUACUAUAGUUUUUAAUUACUAUAGUUUCCAUAACUACAGUUUUUGUUCCAAAAUACUAUAGUUUUUAGCCAAAACUAUAGCUUUUAGCCAAAACUAUAGUUUUUAGCCAAAACUAUAGUUUUUAGCCAAAACUAUAGUUUUUAGCCAAAACUAUAGUUCCUACAAGAACUAUAGUUUUUGAUACUAUAGUUUCCAUAACUAUAGUUUUUGUUCCAAAAUACUAUAGUUUUUAAAACUAUAGUUUUUGGCUUGAAAAACUAUAGUUUAUUUUUGUAAGGGAGUACUUAUACUAGCCAGAUUGGAAUGUAAAUCUAAUCUCAACAGUUCUUAUACUAGCCAGAUUGGAAUUUAAUUCUAAUUUCAGCAGUUCUUAUACGAGCCAGAUUGGAAUGUAAUUCUAAUCUCAACAGUCUUAAUACAAUGAGCCUGAUUGGAAUGUAAAUCUAAUCUGAGUAGUUCCUUAAACGAUAGCCAGAUUGGAAUUUGAUUAUAAACUCAACAGUUCUUAUACUAGCCACAUUGUAAUUUAAUUCCAAUAUCAGCAGUUCUUAUACCAGCCUGAUUGGAAUUUGAUUCUAAUCUCAACAGUUAUAAUUCUUAUACAAGCCAGAUUCGAAUUUAAUUCUAACCUCAGUAGUUCUUAUACUAGCCAGAUUGGAAUGUAAUUCUAAUCCGAACAGUUUUAAUAUUAACCAAAUUGGAAUGUAAAUCUAAUCUCAGUAGUUCUUAUACUACGCAGAUUGGAAUUUCAUUAUAAUCUCAACAGUUCUUAUACUAGCCAGAUUAGAAUAGAAUUUAAGUCUAUUCUCAGUAGUUCAUAUACCAGCCAGAUUCCAAUUUGAUUCUAAUCUCAACAGUUCUAAUACCCUACCCAGAUUGGAAUUUGAUUCUAAUCUCAACAGGUAGAAUUCCUAUACUAGCCAGAUUGGGAUUUAAUUUUAAUCUCAGAAGUUCUUAUACUAGCCUGAUUGGAAUGUAAUUGUAAUUUCAACAGUUUUUUCCAUCAGAUUGGAAUGUAAAUUUAAUAUCAGUAGUUCUUUUACUAUAUAUAGACAGAUCGGAAUUUGAUUAUAAACUCAACAGUUCUUAUACUACGCACAUUGGAAUUUAAUUCCAAUAUCAGUAGUUCUUAUACUAGCCAGAUUGCAAUUUGAUUAUAAUCUCAGUAAUUCUUAAUCUACCAAGAUUAGAAUUUGAUAAUAAUCUCAACAGUUCUUACACUUGCCAGAUUGGAAUGUAAAUCUAAUCUCAGUAGUUCUUAUGUUAUUACUAGCCGGAUUGCAAUUUGAUUCUAAUCUCAACAGUUCUAAUAUCCUAACCAGAUUGAAAUUUGAUUCUAAUCUCAACAGUACUUAUACUAGCCAGAUUGGAGUGUAAAUAUAAUCUCAGUAGUACGUUUACCAGCCAAUUGGGAAUGUAAAUGUAAUCUCAACAGUUCUUAUACCAAACUGAUUGGAAUUUAAUUCUAAUCUCAGCAGUUUUUAUACUAGCCAGAUUGGAAUGUACUUCUAAUCUCAACAGUUUUAAUACAAUGAGCCUGAUUGGAAUGUAAAUCUAAUCUCAGUAGUUCCUAUACUAUCCAGAUUGGAAUUUGAUUAUAAUCUCAACAGUUCUUAUACUAGCCAGAUUAGAAUAGAAUUUAGUUCUAAUCUCAGCAGUUCUUAAUCUACCCAGAUUGGAAUUUGAUUCUAAUCUCAACAGUUAAAAUUCUUAUACUAGCCAGAUUAGAAUUUAGUUCUAAUCUAGGUAGUCCUUAUACUAGCCUGAUUGGAAUUUAAUUCUAAUCUCAACAGUGUUAAUAUUAGGCAUCAGAUUGGAAUGUAAAUUUAAUAUCAGCAGUUCUUAUACUAUAGGCAGAUCGGAAUUUGAUUAUAAACUCAACAGUUCUUAUACUAGCCAGAUUGGAAUUUGAUUAUAAUCUCAACUGUUUUUAUACUAGCCAGAUUAGAAUAGAAGUUAAUUCUAAUCUCAGUAGUUCUUAUAUUAUUACUAGCCAGAUUGCAAUUUGAUUCUAAUUUCAACAGUUCUAAUAUCCUAACCAGAUUGAAAUUUGAUUCUAAUCUCAACAGUACUUAUACUAGCCAGAUUGGAAUGUAAAUCUAAUCUCAACAGUUCUUAUACUAGCCAGAUUGGAAUUUAAUUCUAAUUUCACGAUCAGCAGUUCUUAUACGAGCCAGAUUGGAAUGUAAUAUUAAUCUCAACAGUUUUAAUACAACGAGCCUGAUUGGAAUGUAAAUCUAAUCUGAGUAGUUCCUUAUACUAUAGCCAGAUUGGAAUUUGAUUAUAAACUCAACAGUUCUUAUAGUAGCCACAUUGUAAUUUAAUUCCAAUAUCAGUAGUUCUUAUUCCAGCCUGAUUGGAAUUUGAUUCUAAUCUCAACAGUUAUAAUUCUUAUACAAGCCAGAUUCGAAUUUAAUUCUAAUCUCAGUAGUUCUUAUACUAGCCAGAUUGGAAUGUAAUUCUAAUCCGAACAGUUUUAAUAUUAACCAAAUUGGAAUGUAAAUCUAAUCUCAGUAGUUCUUAUACUACGCAGAUUGGAAUUUCAUUAUAAUCUCAACAGUUCUUAUACUAGCCAGAUUAGAAUAGAAUUUAAGUCUAAUCUCAGUAGUUCAUAUACCAGCCAGAUUCCAAUUUGAUUCUAAUCUCACCAGUUCUAAUAUCCUACCCAGAUUGGAAUUUGAUUCUAAUCUCAACAGUUCUUAUACUAGGCAGAUUGGAAUGUAAAUAUAAUCUCAGUAGGUCUUAUGCCAGCCAGAUUGGAAUGUAAAUCUAAUCUUAACAGUUCUUAUACUAGCCAGAUUGGAAUUCAAUUCCAAUCGCAGUAGUUCUUAUUCUAGCCAGACUGGAUUCUAAAUGUAAUCUCAACAGUUUUAAUACAAUAAGCCACAUUGGAAUGUAAAUUUAAUCUCAGUAGUUUCUGUACUAGCCAGAUUGGAAGUUGAAUCUAAUCUCAGUAGUUCUUAUACUACCCAGACUGGAAUUUGAUAAAAACCUGAACAGUUCUUAUAUUACCAGAUUGGAAUGUAAUCUAAUCGCUGUAGUUCUUAUACUACCCAGAUUGGUAUUUGAUUUUAGUCUCAACAGUUCUUUUACUAGCCAGAUUGGAAUGUAAUUCUAAUUUCAAUAGUUCUUAUACCAGCCAGGUUGGAAUUUGAUUCUAAUCUCAACAGUUAGAAUUCUUAUACUAGCCAGAUUGGGAUUUAAUUGUUAUCUCAGAAGUUCUUAUACUAGCCUAAUUGGAAUGUAAUUGUAAUUUCAACAGUUUUAAUAUUAGCCAUCAGAUUGGAAUGUAAAUUUAAUAUCAGUAGUUCUUUUACUAUAGUCAGAUUGGAAUUUGAUUAUAAACUCAACAGUUCUUAUACUAGCCAGAUUGGAAUUUGAUUAUAAUUUCAACAGUUCUUAUACUAGCCAGAUUAGAAAAGAAUUUAACUCUAAUCUCAUUAGUUCUUAUGUUAUUACUAGCCAGAUUGCAAUUUGAUUCUAAUCUCAACGGUUCUAAUAUCCUAACCAGAUUGAAAUUUGAUUCUAAUUUCAACAGUACUUAUACUAGCCAGAUUGGAGUGUAAAUAUAAUCUCAGUAGUACGUUUACGAGCCAGAUUGGAAUGUAAAUCUAAUCUCAACUGUUCUUAUACCAAACUGAUUGGAAUUUAAUUCUAAUCUCAGCAGUUCUUAUACUAGCCAGAUUGGAAUGUACUUCUAAUCUCAACAGUUUUAAUACAAUGAGCCUAAUUGGAAUGUAAAUCUAAUCACAGUAGUUCUUAUACUAUAGCCAGAUUGGAAUUUGAUUAUAAACUCAAUGGUUCUUUUACCUGCCACAUUGGUAUUUAAUUCCAAUAUCAGUAGUUCUUAUACUAGCCUGACUGGAAAUUGAUUCUAAUCUCAACAGUUAUAAUUCUUAUACACGCCAGAUUGGAAUUUAAUUCUAAUCUCGGUAGUUCUUAUACUAGCCAGAUUGGAAUGUAAUUCUAAUCCGAACAGUUUUAAAAUUAACCAGAUUGGAAAGUAAAUCUAAUCUCAGUAAUUCUUAUACUACGCAGAUUGGAAUUUGAUUAUAAUUUCAACAGUUCUUAUGCUAGCCAGAUUAGAAUAGAGUUUAAUUCUUAUCUCAGUAGUUCAUAUACUAGUCAGAUUGCAAUUUGAUUCUAAUGUCAACAGUUCUAAUAUCCUUCCCAGAUUGCAAUUUUAUUCUAAUCUCAACAAUUCUUAUACUAUCCAGAUCGGGAUGUAAAUAUAGUCUCAGGAGUUCUUAUGCCAGCCAGAUUGGUAUGUAAAUCUAAUCUCAACAGUUCUUAUACUAGCCAGAUUGGAAUUUAAUUCUAAUCUCAGAAGUUGUUAUACUAGUCAGAUUGGAAUGUCAAUAUAAUCUCAACAGUUUUAAUACAAUAAGCCACAUUGGAAUGUAAAUCUAAUCUCAGUUGUUCUUAUACUAGCCAGAUUGGAAGUUGAUUCUAACCGCAGUAGUUCUUAUACUACCCAGAUUGGAUUUUGAUCCUAAUCUCAACAGUUAGAAUUCUUAUACUAGCCAGAUUGGAAUUUAAUUCUAAUCUCAGUAGUUCUUAUACUAGCCUGAUUGGAAUGUAGUUGUAAUCUCAACAGUUUUAAUAUUAGCCAUCAGAUUGGAAUGUAAAUUUAAUAUCAGUAGUUCUUUUACUAUAGGCAGUUCGGAAUUUCAUUAUAAACUCAACAGUUCUUAUACUAGCCAAACUGAAAUUUGAUUAUAAUCUCAACAGUUCUUAUACUAGCCAGAUUAGAAGAGAAUUUAAUUCUAAUCUCAGUAGUUCUCAUAUUAUUACUAGCAAGAUUGCAAUUUGAUUCUAAUUUCAACAGUUCUAAUAUCCUAACCAGGUUGAAAUUUGAUUCUAAUCUCAACAGUACUUAUACUAGCCAGAUUGGAAUGUAAAUCUAAUCUUAGUAGUACGUUUACCAGCCAGCUAGAUUGGAAUGUAAAUCUAAUCUCAACAGUUCUUAUACCAAGCAGAUUGGAAUUUAAUUCUAAUCUCAGCAGUUCUUAUACUAGCCAGAUUGGAGUGUAAUUCUAAUCUCAACAGUUUUAAUACAAUGAGCCUGAUUGGAAUGUAAAUCUAAUCUCAGUAGUUCCUAUACUAUAGCCAGAUUGGAAUUUGAUUAUAAACUCAACAGUUCUUAGAGUAGCCACAUUGGAAUUUAAUUCCAAUAUCAGUAGUUUUUAUACUAGCCUGAUUGGAAUUUGAUUCUAAUCUCAACAGUUAUAAUUCUUAUACCCGACAGAUUGGAAUUUAAUUCUAAUCUCAGUAGUUCUUAUACUAGCCAGAUUGGUAUGUAAUUCUGAUCCGAACAGUUUUAAUAUUAACCAGAUUGGAAUAUAAAUCUAAUCUCAGUAGUUGUUAUACUAUGCAGAUUGGAAUUUGAUUAUAAUAUCAACAGUUCUUAUACUAGCCAGUUUAGAAUAGAAUUUAAUUCUUAUCUCAGUAGUUGAUAUAGUAGCCAGAUUGCAAUUUGAUUCGAAUCUCAAGAGUUCUAAUAUCCUACCCAGAUUGGAAUUUGAUUCUAAUCUCAACAGUUCUUGUACUAGCCAGAUCGGGAUGUAAAUAUAAUCUCAGGAGUUCUUAUGCCAGCCAGAUUGGAAUGUAAAUCUAAUCUCAACAGGUCUUAUACUAGCCAGAUUGGAAUUUAAUUCUAAUCUCAGUAGUUGUUAUACUAGCCAGAUUGGAAUGUAAAUGUAAUCUCAACAGUUUUAAUACAAUAAGCCACAUUGGAAUGUAAAUCUAAUCUCAGUAGUUCAUAUACUAGCCAGAUUGGAAGUUGAUUCUAAUCUCAGUAUUUCUUAUACUACCCAGAUUGGAUUUGAUUAUAAGCUGAACAGUUCUUAUAUUAGCCAGAUUGGAAUGUAAUCUGAUCUCAGUAGUUCUUAUACUACCCAGAUUGGUAUUUGAUUUUAGUCUCAACAGUUCUUAUACUAGCCAGAUUGGAAUGUAAAUCUAAUUUCAAUAGUUCUUAUACCAGCCAGAUUGGAAUUUGAUUCUAAUCUCAACAGUUAUAAUUCCUAUACUAGCCAGAUUGGAAUUUAAUUCUAAUCUCAGUAGUUCUUACACUAGCCAUAUUGGAAUGUAAUUCUAAUCGCAACAGUUUUAAUAUUAGCCAGAUUGGAAUGUAAAUAUAAUCUGAGUAGUUCUUAUACUACCCAGAUUGAAAUUUGAUCAUAAUCUCAACAGCUCUUAUACUAGCCAGAUUAGAAAAGAAUUUAACUUUAAUCUCACUUAAACAUGCUAUAUGCAAAUAACUUUUUACGCAUUAUAAGAAAACCGACAAGAGUUACUGAUUAUACUAAAACACUAAUUGAUCAAAUAUGUAGUAAUGCCCCUAUUGACCAAAUCCUUUCGGGCGUUGGAUUAAUGAUGGGCAUAUCUGAUCACUUACCAAUUUUCUGUAUUGUAAGUACAGGAAUAAAAAGGGUUAAAGCUAAAAAUUUAUAUAGAGAUUUUAGUACUUUUAACAAUGAGCUAUAUCUUGAGGAUAUUGAUAGUGUUGGCUGGAAUGGUUUAAUAGAUGAGGAUAAAUGCUUAAAUGAAAUAACAAAUAGUGUUAUAAGUACGCUUAAUCAAAUUGUAAAUCAACAAGCUCCAUUUAAAGUAGCUUCGCAAAGUUUAAGGAAACAACUUGACAAACCCUGGAUAACUAAGAGAAUUCUAAAAUCAAUAAAAAUAAAGCAAAAAAUGUUCCAUACUCAUUUCCAUUCUAAUGAUAUUAGCAAAGUAAGUCAAUAUAAGCUAUAUGCUAAUAAAUUAAACUAAAUAACAAUGCUUAGUAAAAGGCAAUAUUGUCUGAAUAAUUUUGAUAAACAACAUGGAAAUUAAUAGGAAUAUUAAUAAAAAGGAAAACUAAAAGCCAACCAUAUCCAUCUAAGUAGUUAGAAAUGGUAAAGUAUAUACAGAGGAAAUUGAUAUAGCAAAUCAAUUUAACCAACACUUUGCAAAUGUUGGCCCACAUUUGGCUAGUAAAAUUGAAAAAGUUAAUGAAUCCCCAAUAAAAUAUAUUCGAAACUGUCCGAGCUCUAGUUUUGUAUUAUCCCCUGUACGAGCUUCAAAAGUAUCUGAAUUAUUUUCUAAUUUAAAUACAAACAAGGCUAGCAUUAAUAUUCCCAAUACAUUAAUAAAAAUUGUUGCGAAACAACUCUCAAUACCUUUCACUUAUAUAUAUAAUAAAUCAUUUGAAACAGGUAUUGUACCAGACGUUCCAAUAUCGAGAAUUACUCCUAUUUAUAAAAAUGGUACAUGCACUGAUCCGUUUAAUUAUAGACCUAUAUCUAUUUUAUCACCCUUCAGCAAAAUAUUAGAAAAGCUUGUGUAUGUAACCGAGGCAUUUAGUCAAAUACAGGCCGAGGCGCGCAGCUUCGAGGCCUGUAUUUGACUAAAUGCCGAGGUUCGAGGUAAUUAACUGACUUAUUACAUGAUUAAGAAGAUUUUCACAAAAGAAUAAUAACAGCAUUUAAUGUACGUUUAUGAAGACAAUGGGUAUCGUUGUGUUGAAAGAAGACAAAUAAUCUUAGGCCCGUUUUAAACGUCGAGGCUUUUAUGUACCGAAUACAUUAAAAACGAUAGAUAAUCUGUAAAAGUACCUCAUUAUCUAUUGUUUUUAAUGAUUUCUGUGCAUGAAAAGCUCGGCGUUUAAAACGGGCCUUAUUUGUUAGCAAAGUUGGAAAAAGUUUUGCUUUGAAUUUGGGUGUAGUUUGUAUUGUUCAAAUGCCUAAAAUUUUGUAUAGUUGUAUGUAGAUUUAGGAUUUUAUUGUAUGUAUGAUUAGAAGUGAAAUUACGUGGAAAGUGCUAGUAGAAUUCGCGUAGUGUUAUUUGUUUUAGUCAAGUUUAAACAGAAUGGCAGAUAGCGAGGACGACGAAAGUUUAGCGGGUUUGACGCAGAACACGUUUCUGAAGGCACCUUUAGAGCCUUGUUCGACCUGUUCAGUGGAUUAUUGGAGGGCGAUUGUAAUGUUGGUGAUGGUAGCAAUAAUACCUCGAAUAAUACAAUAACAUAUUCUGAUCAUGUUUUAACGGCGGAGAAAGAAUUAAAUGAAGCCUUAAAAUGCCGCUACUCUGAAAAUAGGCGAAAAAUAUCGCUAGUUACAGACAAGGAAGUUGAGUUGAUUAAGGAAAGUCGAAUUCCAAAUAACACGAAACACAACACUAGUUGGUCUGUCGGCGUUUGGCAGGAUUGGGCAAAAGGAAGAAACGCGAAAGUAAUAGAACUAGGCGUUGUCGACAAGCUAGUCAUGUCAGAUAUUUUAAAAGUGCCUAAAGAAGAACUUAACUAUUGGUUAGCUAAGUUUGUGGUCGAGGUUCGCAAGAAAGGUGAAAAGGCAGAAUUUUAUCCGCCUACGACACUUUAUCAGAUAUGUUGUGGGCUAUUACGAUUUUUGCGAAAUAAUGGUCGGGCAGCAUUGAAUAUAUUUGAUGAUCCCAUGUUUAAGCAUUUUCAGGAUACUUUAGAUGGUGAAAUGAAACGACUUACUAGUCUAGGUGUUGGUGCAAAUGUCCGACAAGCGCAAGCAUUUUCAGAAGAGCAAGAAGAACUUUUGUGGAAAUCAAAUCUACUGGGCUCCGACUCACCAGUGACAUUACUAAAUACAAUGGUUUUUUUGAUCGGCAAGAAUUUUUCGCUUCGGAGCGGAAAAGAACAUCGUUCAUUAAAGUUCAGUCAACUUACACUGGAAGCUGCGACUGGGGAUGAACCUGAGAAGCUUAUUUACACAUCUUUUGGAGAAAAGAAUAACUUGGGUGGUCUUAAACAUCGUGCCAUGAAACGGAAGCGUGUGGAGCAUUACGCAAACGAUGCGUGUCCUGAUCGUUGUAUGGUGCAUUUAUAUAAGAUGUAUGUGGAGAGAUGCCCUUCUGAAGCCAUAAUAAAGGAUGUGUUUUACGUUACUCCCAAGCGAAAGUGUCUUGAUUCUGAUAAAGGUAUGUUAUGCUACUGAUAUUUUGAAUAUCCUUUGCUUAGAAUUUAAAUUGUUAAAUUUUUGUUCUUUUAGUGUGGUUCACGUUAAACCCAGUUGGCCACAAUACGUUGGGCAAUACGGUGAAACAUUUGUGUGAGAAAGCUGGCAUUGAAGGGCAUUACACGAAUCAUAGUCUUAGGGCUACUACUGCAACACGUGGUCUUGAAAAAGGGAUUGCGGAGAAAUAUGUCAUGGAGAGAACCGGCCAUAGAGAUGUGAGAUCACUUCAGCGAUAUCAAAGACCGAACGUCCAACAAAAGAUUGAGAUUUCAAGAGCGUUUGAUUUAUCGUUGUCUCAUGAGGAAACUAAUUUGGACUACGCAGAAGUGUCGAAUAUCAAAAAUGUCAUUGAUUGUAGUAAGAAAGAAGUAGAAAUAGAUACUUUAAAUACUAAAGACAAGGUAAAACGUUGUAAGAAUGAGAAGAGUGAAACAACGCGCUCUGCAUUUAAUAAUUGUACUUUUUUUGUGCAGCAGGACUUUUUAGCUUGAGUUCGUUUUAACGUAGUAAAGUGUGUAGUGUAGUUUGUGUGAGAUAUUGUGUGAUUAUAGUGUGAUGAUAAAUGUUUGGUAUUUAAAGUAAUCUGUAAAGUAAUUUGACUUUUGUUAUUCUGUUGUUGUAUCUAGAUACGUUCCUGUUAGUAACGAUGUAUCUAGAUAUAUCCUUUCUAGGAGGGAUGUAUCUAGAUACAUCCUUAGUAAGAGGGAUGUAUGUAGAUACAACCCUGAAGAUAAAUUGAAUGCAAUUCAUCAGCCCCGCUCUUCCCUGCUGAAUAUCAAAUCCCUCCCCGUGCUUUUAGAGCGUAAAUCUAAUGAACAGGUAAUUAUGUUAAAUACAGUUUUAUGAAUAACAAUGAAAACCGACUCAAUCAUGUAAUAAGGGAAAUUUGAAACCGAAGAGACAAGCUAAACAACAUACCUUAGAUUCAUUUUACAAUACUUUUAUACAAUACUCAUGCUAUAUUACUUGUCGAUUUGCUUCUUUAUCAACAUUUUUUAAUGAUUUUUUUUUUUCUUUUCGUUAUUUUUUAUGCAGACAUCAACGACAAGGAAAAUGUGAAGCCGAAGGCUACACCAAAAUCCCGAGGUUUACAAUUCUCGUAUUUCAACUGUAUGAACCGUGCAUACGCAAAGGAUGGUCAACGUACCCCGUGCCACUUCUUUAAAGUGCCAUUAGAGAAUCAUAUGAGAACCACCUGGACGAAUCGGAUAGAAAAGAUUUUAUGGUUACCAAUAGUACCAAAGUGUGCGAUAAACACUUCUCAUCCGAGGAGAUUUUGAAUGCUCCUGGUGGCAAACGGUGGCGACUGAAGGAUGGUGCUAUUCCUUUAAAGGCUAGACAGACACCUACAGUUCCUAUGAAAAGCGAAGAAGUGUAGCGACAAGUAUGAAGAAAGCGAGACCGGAAAAUGUAGUGGAAACAAGAACAUAUCAACUCAAGUCGUUAAUGAGUUCAGCAUUAGCUGUUGUCCAUGUAUUAUAUAAGGCUAUAGUGCGGGAGAAUAAAAAGACAAAGUGUGAUAUGAGGCGUGUUCAGGAGGAAUUAGACACUACUAAGGCUAAAAUGCGGAAAAUAACAUUUGGGAUGGAUGUAAUUAAGGAAAAUGAUGAGUUUUGUCAAUAUUAUUAUUAUUAUUAUUAUUAUUAUUAUUAUUAAUGGUUUAAGAUACACACCUUCGCAAUAGAUUGAAUUAUGGUGCGUUUACAAAACUAGUACGCUAUAUAUAUUUACAUAUAUAAAAAAUUAAGUUGCAUGCAUCAAGUCUAAAAAUCUUAUUGAAUUGCAUUAAAAUCAUCGUAAUUACGUAUCACGCUUAAGUUUCUUUACUAUAACUAUUAUAUAAAGCUACUGUACUGGGAAAAGUUCAACCAAUCUGGAACACCCAUGUUGUGCUAAUGCUUCCCUAUAAGAGUAACCCGGUAAAAUGAUCCUCAGCGCUCGUUUUUGCACUCGCUCUAACUCAUCGGCGAGGUAAAAAGGUAGGGCAUGAUGCCAUACCACACAGCAGUACUCCAGAACCGAUCGUAUUAAGGCAAAGUAUAUACUCAAUAGGUCUUCCGCAGGGACACCACCUCGUCGUAAUAUGCGGAUGAUAUAUAAACGUUUAGAAGCUUUGGAUAUAACUGAUUCUAUGUGUGCAUUCCAUUUAAGAUCGUUUUGGAUAACCAGACCUAGCACUUUAUGAGACCGCACAACCUCAAGCGCAUGACCGUCGAUCAACAAUGGUGAUAAAUCAGGUGAUUCCCUCAGGAAGCAAACGCGUAGUUCUUUGCAGUUUUUGGGGUUAAGUUUCAUAAGGUUGCACGAAGCCCAAGAAUUUAUAGUAUCAAUACAGAACUGAAACUUUGAAUUGCUGCCUUUUGUGAUAUUUUCAGAUGUUGAUAUGUCAUCCACAAAUUUCCAAAUAUCCGUUGCGCGUGGUUUCACAUCGAGAUCAUUUAUCAUCGCCAAAAACAGAAUUGGACCGUCUUUAGUUCCCUGGGGGACACCCGCAUUCAUUGGCAACCAGUCUGACGUUUUCCCUCAUGGCCAAGUUUGACCCGAUGACGGCGGUUAGUUAGGAAGUUGAUAAUCCAAGGCAACAGCGACGGUCUAACACCUAGGUCCAACAGCUUUAAUACUAGUAAAUUAUGUCCUAUACGGUCAAACGCCUUUUCGAAGUCAAGGAAACAAAGUCUAAGAUGUUUUUCAGGACACUCUAAGUUGCACAACCAAGUGUGGAUCAUGUCUAAAAGACAAUAAGUUGUGGAUGCAUGUUCCUUUCAAGCAUCCAAACUACUUGGGGUCGAUCUUGUCUUUAAUAUCGGUUAUCAUCCACCCGACCACGAAAUCUUCAAGAACAUUAGCCAGGCAGGGUGUCAGUGAGAUGGGUCUGGUGUCACUUUCACAGGUAGGAGGUUGUGAGUUUGGAACUGGUAUGAUGUCUAAGUCUUUCCAUAUUGCAGGGACGAUUCCAGAUGAAAGUAAUUCGUUGAAAAUAAUUGCAACAGGUUCGGCUAAUUCAUGGGUAAACUUUUUCAGGAUACGACAGGGGACGUUAUCUGGGCCGUGAGCUUUAAAAGUUUUAAUUUCUAAGAGCUUUUUAGAUACUUUGUGUGGUUGAACUGUUGGAGCGGGUUCUUCGGCCGGAAGAAAUGCCGGGAGUGUCGCUAAAUUAAGUGGUGGAAUGUCACUAUUCACCGAUGCAUAGAACACAUACAAAACUCCGACUAAUUCUGAUUGAUCCAGGGUUCUUCCAUCAUGUUCAAGCGAGAAGGAGUUCUUUCCAGAUUUUCCUGCCAUUUUAUUUACGAUUUUCCACCACAUACGGCAGUCAUCCUCCUUUAAAUGUUGCACCUUUGUUUUAUAGUACGAUAUUUUCCUCGCAUUGAUUUCAUUUUGGACCUUAUAUUCCAACGAUUUCCACAAGAUUGUAUUAUGACCAUGAAAGCCUUUUGUCGAUAUUUGAUAAGCUGUUUUAUUGCAGGUGUUAUCCAUGGUUUAUCGGUGUGAUGACGUGUUGACGUCUGUUGUGGGAAGAUUCGGUCAAUACUUUCUGUUAACUGGUUUGUAAACGAGACUGCCAAGCUAUCAACAGUAGGGUUUGGUUCAUGGUCACAACACCAAUUAUGUGUGGUAACCCAUCUUCCGAAAGCAUCUAUUCCUGAUCUGGGAUAGCGCCGUACUAAGGAUUUAACAGGUUUUGCUUGGACGUUGUGGCUGGGAAUGUUAUCGACUGAUGGUCAGUGGCGUAGCCAGCCCGACAAUUUAGUCCCGCUAUGCAAAUUCAAAGUUAUUAUCAUUAUUCAUUUCUUUAGAAAUUGAUUGUUUUCACAGUCAAUGAACAUGAAAAUAUUUGCAUAGCGGGACUAAAUCGUCGGGCUGGCUACGCUACUGCUAAUGGUAGCCAGUGUACAAUAUUAUGGUCACUGGAUCCUAAUGCAGCAAGGACAUUAGGACGGUCAUAUAAAUUAUGCAGGUUUGUAAGAAUAAGAUCGAGUAUUGCUGAUUCCCUAGUGGGUUGGUCAGAACUUGUUUGAGAUUUUGACUGGUGGUCAAACUGCGAGUUUCAAGAUCAUUAAAAUCAACCAUAAUUACCAGACCAAGGUCAGGGUGGUUAUUUCGAAGUAGGUCAAUACUGUUAAUUAAAUGUUUGUUAAGAUCAUUGUGUUCCGAUAUUGUCAGACCAGGUGGGUGAUACACGACACAGAUAACGAUACCGGAUAGAGGUCUAGGGAGGCGUUUCGGUCGAAUGCUCAGCCAUAAGCAUUCUAAAUUCUCACUUUCUAGGUCUACCCGUCGUAUAAAGGGGAUGUCUUUUGUAAUAUAAGCACAAACUCCGCCACCUGUACCAAUUGCGCGAUCUUUACGAAAUAAAUUGUAAUCGUUAAUUGACAAUAAGCUGCUGUCUAUAGCUAUGUGUUCAUGUAACCAUGAUUCAGUUUUUGCGAUAAUGUCAAUGGGCUUGAAACUUAGUAGUGCUGUCAAUUCGUCCAGCUUUGGAAGAAGUGAGCGGGAAUUAAGUAAAAAGAAACAUGGGAGUAUCAUUUCUUUGUUAACCUUAUAUGCAUGGUUUAAAGUUGUAAUAUGGAUUAGGUUGGAGGAGGGAAAAUAGCAAUUCUUGCGUUUCUUGUGCUGUUUAAACGUUCUAGAACGAUCUGUAAUAUGGACGGAGAUGUUCGUUCUAUUUUUGGUUUCAUUUGAUGUCGAUAUUUUAUGUAAGGUUAAAGAGGACUGUGGACUUAUUCUAUCCGGGAUGCAUAGGAAAGAGGUUUCGCUAUUCAAAAAACGAGGGGUCACAUUGGUAUAGUCAAUAAUCUCAGUUGGGUAAAAGUUUAGGUCGUUAUCACAAUUAUCGCUAAUUUGUACAGGAUCACCAUUAUCACGGACCCUAAUUUCCGCGUGGGAUAAGUGACUUCGAGAGGUUAUUUGUUCUUCGUUACUUGACGCACAAAUUCGAGAUAGACUGACCAUUCUUUCAUUCGGGAACUACGAAAAUUCUGAUUUACUGAAUGUUUGAGACGAUUGUGCUUGGGAAAAUGUAGUUGAAAACCCCCAGUAAGGUUUCGUGAUGGUUGUUGCCGUGUAGCUUGAUACUGAUUAGGUUUCUUGCAGCUAGUAGUUUUACUAGAAUAAGUUCUAUUGGAGCGACUACGAGUCUGUGUACAUGUGCGAAUGGAAGUGCGCGUACUAGACGUAUCAAUCAAGGGUAAGGAGUUAAUCCAGGAUGUAUUUUGCCGUAAAGAUCGCGAGUUGGGUCAAAUACUUUUCCUAUGCGAUUUGACAUUCUGACCUUCAGAGGGAUUAGGGCCACUUGGGUUAUGAAUAAACUGGUCACUACUAUAAACUUUAGAGAUCUCUCCCUCAGGGCUUUUUUCGACUGCAACGAGGCGUUCAAAUUAGUAUUUACCUCGUGACUAGCUUGUAUUUUAGCUGCCAUAGGCUGACUAACCCUUUUGUUUUCCUCAUUACUAUCCUCGGGUUUAUUGUCAUUCGGUUUUAGACAUGCAUCCUUCAUAUUAUCACGUACCGGUGCUUCCACCUCAAUACGGUCAUUAUUGAUUUGAUCACAUUCUUUGGUCCGAUUCACGAAUGGAAGAAUUCCGCAUUGUUUUGAUUUCAAAAGUUUAACUGAAUUUAUGCGCAUUAUUGUUUCACUUAAAGAUUCAUUACUCGCUUCAGUUGACUUGAGUUUAUUCUCAAGGCAAACAAUAGUAUUAUUCAAAUCAUUUAUCUCCUGAUUUCUUCCCCUGACUAAAAUAGCUAAAUCGCUUUCGAGUUGCUUACAUUUUCUCCUUUCGUUAAAAAGAUCUUUUCUAAGAUGAAUUAUUUCAUAAUUCUCCCGUACGUUGAUAGCUGCAGAUAUUUUUGACUCCAUAUUUUUAUUCAUAAUAAGCAUGUCAAGCUUGACCCCUUUCCAAAUUAUGACAGGUUAAAAACAUGUUUUACAUUUCUGUCUGUGGGUAAACAUGGUGAGAAUGUGAGGAUGAGAGGGUCAACAGAAAAAAAGGAAGUGGGCGACAUCGCUGUAUUAAUGCAGAAGACCAGUUUUUAUUGCUCUUGACGAAACUUAGAACAGGUUUCUCAAACAUUCACCUUGGAUGGCUUUUCAACUGUGAUAGUAGCACAAUUACAAGACUCACAAUUAGCUGGCUUAAUUAUGUCUAUCUAAAGUUUUGUACAUUACCCAUAUGGCCAUCAAGGAAGACAUUCAUGCAUAAAUGCCUGAAGAUUUUAAAGAGAAGUUUCCAAAUACCAGGGUCAUUAUUGAUUGUACAGAGAUAGCGGUAGAAUCACCUGAAUCACUCCAUACAAGAGCUGUUUACUACUCUGAUUAUAAGCACCAUAACACAUACAAGGCAUUAGUGGGAAUUACCCCAGCAGGUGGAUUAUCUUUCGUGUCUGAACUAUUUCCGGGCAGCAUUUCAGAUCGAGAAAUUGUUUCAAAAUGUGGUAUACUAAACCCAAUGUUUUGGGAUAAAGAUGAUGAGAUAAUGGCUGACAAAAGUUUCACCAUCAGGGAUCUCCUGGAUGAAAUUGAAUAUUCCUAUAUUCCUGGAGGACAGAGCACAAUUUUCUGCACAACAGGUCAUCGUUAACCAAAGAAUAUCGUCACUAAGAAUUCAUGUCGAGAGAUUCAUCAGCAGGAUAAAAAACUUUCAUAUCUUCGACCGACCACUGCCAUUGACCAUGCAUGGUUCAGCCAAUCAAAUUUAUACUAUAUGUUCAUUCUUGGUAAUGUUCCAGAACCCAAUUAUUUCAGCUUAACCCAUUAAACCAUAUUAUGCUCAAAAUAAUUCUUGAUUGAGUCGGUUUUCUUUCAUGUACCAAGGUGAUUAUUUUUAAUAGUCACCUUGAAUAUUAAUUAGCUGAAAAGUUGAAGGAAAACUGGAAAACCUCCUCGAUCAAGAAUUAAAUAUGACAAACACCUUGAAAGUUGGGAUUUAUGUCAGAUAAUGCCCUCUGACACAAAUCCCUCCUCGGUGUUUAUCCUAUACUGCAUAUACACCCUACCUUUUUUAUUCUUUCUAUCUGUUUAAUGCCAUUUGACUUGUCAAUGGAAGAGUCUUGCAGUUUAAUGGGUUAAUGAAUAUGGUAGAGCAACAUAAUUCAAUUUGUAAUGUUAUUCUGAGUGUUAUUACACCGGGAAAGCUUCAAAAAUAUGCCUGGCCACAGUGGUUCGAUUCCCACAGUGGUUUGAUUCCCACUGUGGUGAUUUCCACGUUGGUUCAUUUCCCACUGUGGCCAGGCCUAUUUUUGAAGCUUGCCCGGUGUGGAUAUACACUCAGAAUAACAUCACAAACAUCAUAUUCACCUGAGUACAUAACACAAACUCAGAAAAAAAUCAAAAUUCAAUUUUUUGGAUAAAUAGGUACAGUAUGUAAAUUUAAACCUUAUUUUGAAAGUGUUUACCUGGUAAGAAUAUGCUUACUUUUGUAAAUUCGGACUUACAUAUUAUGCAAUGUUUAUGCUGGAAAAUUGCACUCUUCAAAUGGAGGGUGUUAGCCAUUAAUUAUAUGAAUUUAUAAAAUACAAAAUAAUGGACACUUUAUAGUUCUUAAGUACUAUUUUACUAAUGAAUCUCGAAGUUGUGACCAGCUUAAUUUCACAUUUAAAUAGUACUAUGUCAUUAACAAAAUUGCAACAGAGUGAGCAACCAGGUGAAAUAAUUAGUAUUUGGAUGUAUUAAGUAAUCCUUGCCUGUUAUAGUUGAUCACACCAUCUUGGCAUUUCAGCGGAUUACUAUAUACUCUGUUAUGUGGUCUAUUGCAAUUUUGGUAAUAUAUAUUUAAAGUACCUUGGUCCAACUACAUCUAUUACAUUUGCCCAAAAUUGGGCAUCAAAAGUAAUUCUAAUAAUACUAAUACUCUGAAAAGUAUAGACAAUUAGAUCACAAAUUUUGAUCCAGUCAAAGCUAACUGAUAUUGAACUUGAUAAUAAGUUGGGUGUGUCUUUCGUAACUGCUGCUUACCGUUUACAACAAACAACAUGAAAUUGUCAUUACUAGAUGCAACAUAAAAAACAUCAGAAUGUUUAUGCUGUUCUGGACAUUUGCAUUCAGCAAUACCAAAUUCAUCUCCUGAAACAACUUUUGCAUCUGGGCUACUGCCUAACCAACAAUUAUUUUCAUUGAUUACCAGCCCACAAGGAUACACGUCAGUGUCAGAACCAUAAUCAUUCAUACACAGCUGGUACUUUUCCAGUGCCACAGACUCAUACAUCUUGCCAUGAUCAAACUUCUUUUGAAGAAUGUCAGGACUUUUUCUUUCUGAGUCGCUAUUUGCAAAUUUUUGACCAUGUCUCUCCAUCCCUCUCUUCCACUGAAACACGUCAUGAACUCUUGAAGCAGUCACUCUCAAUUUUCGUUCUUCAAACCACAGUCUAUUUUGCGAUUGUGACCGAGUUGCUUGUUCUAAAACAGCUGCCUGUUCAUCAGUGAUGUGGAUUUUAUCCAGCACUGCUUGCUGAGUAGAGCCCAAAGUUGAAAUGUCAUGAUUGUAAUAUUGAGGAAUACUUCGGGGAGGAAAGUCAGGGUAAGAGAUGUUAGUAGUGGCUGCAUUUGAUUGAGAUUUGUUGUCAAUAUUAAAGUACACAUUAAAAUUAUUGCCCAACUUACUGCACUGAUAUGCCAAAGGAGAGAAUAUGGGGACUUUUCUAAAUUUUGUGUCACAACACUCAUCUGAAGAAACAGAACUAUGCAAACCAUUUACUAAAGGAAUCUUUGGAUUUGUCUUUUUCAGAUUUUCUUUUAAUUCAAAAACUGCUUUUGCAUCAAACAUUUGUUGAUCUAGAGAUCUUGCUUCAUAUAGGUUGCACUUCACCCACUGAGCUAUACUAUAUUACUGGAGGACCUGCUCGCGGAAAAAAAGUGUCGCCAAAAACAUGGCGGAUCUUAUGCCAUUUCCAUGACAACACUUCCGAAAUUUUCAUGGUAGCUGCCACUGACCAACCGCGAUCCUAAGCUUUCGACGAUGUCCUUAACCCCCCUGGUUUUUGCAAGAUAUUUACGUACUGCUCAAAUUAAAUUUUCCCGCCGUUUGGCUUUUGCUUGUUUAUCGUCAUCAAACGCUUAAACAGCUCGCAAAAAUGCCUCGUUUUUGCUCUUUUUUUGGUUGCCGUAAUAGUGAUAAUUAUACCUUUUCAAGGAAAAAUAUCUCUUCUCACAGGUAAGAAUUCGUGAAACGUUUUCUGUGUGCUUUGCUUUUUUAUAAAAUACAGUUCUUUAUAUAAUUAAAAACCGACGUAUGGGACAAGAUACAAAACCAAAAUUUACCGCUGAAUUUCACUAUUUAAUACUUAAAAUAGAUGUAAACAGCUGAUAAUUAUUAUAAUUUGAUCACGCUCGUUUAUAGGCUAGUGUGUUUAUUUUUCAAACUAACGUUAUUUUCAGUUUAUGUAGUAUUUUACUUUGUACAUUUUUACCCUGCAAGAAUUUUUUUAAAAACAAAAAUGGCGUUUAAAAUACUUUUUAUAUGCAAAGCCAUAAUAUUAUGACUGUUUAUAUGACAUUUCAGCAAUAUCACCAAUACGGCUAUUGAAUGUUAUUAUUUUCACAAAUGAAUUUCUCUUUUAAUAAUGACACAUUUUUGAGCAAUUGUUUGAGCUUGUAUCAACAAUUUUACAAUGAAUGCAUUUUAAUUUUGCAGCUUCCCAGAUCCAAAAACAAGUACUGAGAUGUACACCAAAUGGCUUGAAAAUGUCAAUAAAAAUGCACUGGUUAAAUUCGUUCCGACAGGGGGAAGUCGUAUUUGUUCAGAACAUUUUAGCUCUGACAUGAAGGAAGAGGGUGGACAAAGAGUAAUACUGAAGCCAUUUGCUGUUCCAACAAUAUUUCCUACUUCUCAGGUUUGUGUCUUUGACAGUUUUCUCUAUCAUUUUGCUCAUUUAGUCUUGAAAAGUUUAACAUGUUUGUGCCCAGAACAUUUCUUUAACAUACUUAAAUUGGGUUAUUAAGUUCCUGUUUAUAAAUAUUUGCAUGCACACCCCUAUCAAGGACACAACAAUAUGAGGAAAUGCAAACAUAUCUUUGAGGAAUUCCAAGCACAAACACCAAGGGUAAAGGCCGUUUUCCACUAGGCGAAUUUGUUCGCGCGACGCGAAGCGAAAACCGAAAUCCGGCAACGUGAUUGGUCGGCGAAAAAAUUCGCGGCGAAAAAGUAGGAUCGCUUCCUACUUUUUAUCUGUUCGCGCGAACAAAUUCGCCUAGUGGAAAACGGGCUUAAGGCUGAAGCAUAAAAACGUAAUAGUAGCAAAAGCAUAAAAGAGUAAAAGGUAUAAAGUGGGGUGUACUAUGCACAUAUCACCCCCGGUGCGAAACGAGGGUGAAUUUACUAUUUUAUCAGUGUAUUCUGCCCGUGAACCCUGGGGAAAUUACAAACUUUGCAAUAAUGAGACGGACGGGGGGAGGGGAAGUAGGGAACUUUGACGUGACAAUUUGAAUUUUAUAAAUGAAGUGCACAAUUGGUGUCAACUCAAAAUCGCAGGCUCACAGAGAAAAAUAUCGAUCGCCAACUUAUUAUUUAUGAUAUUUUGUAGUGUUGUUGCUAACUAAAAUUUGAAUAAAUAAAUACAGAAUACAUGAGUGCCAUUGUGAUACCCCAGUUUGUAUGAUCAUUUUUAAUUGUUUGUAUGCUAUUUAUAUUAUGAGCUGAUUUAUUCUAUUAUUAGCCACAGGGGGAGGGCAGUUUGACUUACACAUUUCCCGGGGGGAGGGGGAAUUAAUGCAUUAGAAUCAUGUUUUUUCAAAGUCCCGGGGGUGUACCCCCACGACAGGCCGUUGAUAUGUGCAUUAUGAUGCAAUGGGUCAUUCCAGGAAACAUCCAUACACCUCCCCCAAGGAGGAUAUCUAAUGCCCCUGCCAACCCCUAACCAUUUGGAGUGUCCUAAUACAUCUUAUUUAUCCAAAAACACAAUGGUCUCCGGCCAGAUAGCAAUAACUUUCUACUUGGGGGGGGGGGUGGAAUGGAAUGGUUUCGCAGAAAAAGUGUGGAGUAUUUGAUGAAAGAAAAACAGGGAGAUAAAUUGAAAAUACAAUAACACACCCAGUCAGUGGCAGAUGCUGGGGGGGAGGGGGACUCCACCCCCAACCAAUAAUUUGUGGAAGCCUUUGAAUUAUACCUGGAUUUAUUCAGAAUGAUAGCUGAACUUAAUUUGUAACAAAGUUAUUUAUUUAGCUAUAACAUAAUUAUUCAACAUGAAAGCAAAUUGGCCAGCUACAAAUCUUACAAGCUAUAUAGCUAUAGCUAGCUAGCUAGCACGUAAGGUAAUGGAUGUUAUUCGCAACUUGAUUAUUCACCCCCCUCCAAAUAUUUUUGCAAUCUGAGUAUAAAAAAGCAUCCGGACUAAAUUAAAAUGUAUAAUCCUGUUAUAUAAUCAUGAUCAAAAUUUUUGUCAAUUAUAAGUCAGCCAAGGCAUUUUUGUCAUUUUUUUCAGAGCACUCAUAUUGUGCUCGGUGGCUGUCACUUAUAGGGAAGGUGAAAGAAAGGGCAAUAUAACAAAUUUCCCCCACCUAAUUAUGUGUAAAAACUUUUGAAAGGUGAAUAUAUAACUGUGUCAAAAAGCUGUUACAACAAUUUUGUAAGAACGAAAGCACUGGUAGGCCAGUUAAAAAAUGCCAGUUACAGCAACAUAUUUGGCAUUAUGCAAUUGACCAUUUUCCUCACAUCCAUGAUUGAUUGCCAUUGAAUAACAUGAGUUGUUUGUUGUCAUAAUCGGCAAGAAAUAUCAUGUGAUGAAAUAUUAUGAGUUUAAAUGUACAAAAUUUGUAUUUAUAUUGACCUUUGGAUUUGAUUCAAUAUAUAAUUUUGUAUACAUGGUAUAUAUCUGUCAUUGUGCCUAUUAAUGCUAGUCAACUGUCUACCAAUCUAAUACGUCUCAUCUGCAAUGCACCCAAAUGUGACAGCAGACUUCAUAAUUUUAUUAGCAUCAAUUUUACACUAUAUCAGAUUUUACUUGGACAUAAAUGGGACUCUCUGUAUCUCUCAUCUUAGGUUGCAAAUUUUCCCACUAUACUAUACACGUUGGUUAACCCAUUAAUACAUGCACAAGACUCGUCCCUUGAGUUGACUAAUAAUAUUGUCUGGCAUUGGACUGCAUAAAAUAAAAAAGUUGGGCGCAUCACAGCUAAGCGUUUUUUAUUAUUCAUGCAUGCAUAACAAUAGGGAAAUACAUGUUGAUUAUUCUCCCUUAGGUAAUGAAGAAUGAAGAGGCCAGUGCUAAGAAACUCUCAAGUCAUGAUGCUGUAGAAGCAGAAAAAUGUAAUGGUAUGUCAGACAAAAAAAAAUAGUUUAGUAGAAACAGUAUUGAUAAAUGAAAAUAGUGUAAGUGAUGAAGCAUUGAGUUUGCAGGUGGUAAAUGAAGAGAUCAUUACGAUGGAUAGUGCGAGUAUGCAGGAGGUGAUUGAAAAGGUAACUAUCGAAGACAACGUAAGUAUACCAGGAGGCAAGAGAAAACAUUUGGAUGAAACAGAGAUUGAGGUAAGCGCAUCUCAAAAAAGGGCGCGAACGACCAGUUCUGAUGAAAACAAUGUACAUGAUCACCCGUAUUGUAUAAAAUCUCCUCGUAGAGUGAGAAGGCAGGUUGAUGAUCUUAUAGAUAAAGUUGAAAAUCUGCAGAAGAGAUUGAAGACAUCUCAGAAGAAAACCAAUAGAAGAGAUAAAAAGGUUAGCACGUUGACUGCAGUGGUAAGUGAAUUGAGAGAAAAAAAUCUAAUCAAUAGUGAUUGUGCGACUAUUCUAGAAUCAACUUUUUCCGGAGUUCCAAAGGAACUUAUGAAGAGGUUGGUGACACAAAAGAAAAAGAAAAAUCUCGGGGCAUAUCCACCUGAGCUAAGGUCAUUUGCUCUGACCUUGAAAUUUUAUUCGACUAAAGCGUAUAAUUAUGUGUGAAAAAGUUUUGAUUUAGGGCUGCCACAUGUAAACGUGAUUCGGUCAUGGUAUAGUUCCAUGAAUGGCGAGCCAGCUUUUACAAAGGAUGCGCUGACAGCUCUGAAAGCCAAAGUUAUAGCCGCAAAAAGAGAUAACCAAGAAGUUGUUUGUGCACUAAUGCUCGAUGAGAUGGCCAUACGCAAGCAUGUCGAAUGGGAUGGUAAGCAGUCCCGUGGUUAUGUUGAUCUUGGCACAGGCAUCAAUGAUGACUCGCUGCCCGAAGCAACAGAUGCUCUUGUUUUUAUGGCAGUCUCGGUGAACUCCGGUUGGAAAGUACCAUGUGGGUAUUUUCUAGUGAACGGUCUUACUGGACAGGAGAAAGCCAACUUGACCAAAGAAUGCAUAACCAAGUUGCACGAAGUAGGGGUGAAGGUGGUGUCUUUUACGUGCGAUGGCCCUAUAGUAAUGACGUCAUGUCAUUCACUCGGCACCAGGACUAUACGGUCGGAACUAAUUAAAAUAUAUAUAUAUAUAUAUAGGACACGUUGUGUAGAAGGAACACACACACACACUAAAACACCAAUAAGAACUAUAUCGUUAUGUUAUACUAAAUAUAUUCUAUAGCACAAAUAUAUACCUAGUACUUAGAUAUUACAUUGGCGACGAGGAGUAAAUUUUAUGGAACAAACACCUAACAAUCUAACAACAGUCAGCAUGGCACAUUCAGUACCUAUUCGCCCAAUGCCCGAGUUUAAUCCCGACACUGAACUUGGCGCGAGCGUCGCUACACGUUGGAAAAAUUGGGUCGCAGACUUUGACAUGUUUCUCCUGGCUAGUGGCGUUACAGAUCCUAAACGACAACGAGCUUUGUUGCUAUACCAAGCUGGCGCAAGAGUGCGCGAAAUCUUUAAACAACUGCCUGACACUGGCGAAGACAAAGACUAUGAUAUUGCCAAAGCGAAAUUACUUGCCCAUUUCGAACCGCAGAAAAACAGACGCUACGAGGUGUAUCGAUUUCGAAAGGCUGUGCAAGAACCAAGGGAAACUCUCGAUCAGUUCCACACCCGGCUUCGAACUUUAGCCCAAACUUGCGAGUUCGCAUCGCCAGAUUUCGAACUCGAAGAACAAAUAAUUAUUGGAGGGGCCUCUUCGAAAAUCCGCAAGAGUGCGUUGCGUGAUCCAAGUUUUAAUCUAGCUGCCAUGCUCUUAGAAGGCCGCCGAGACGAACAGAGCACUUCCCAAGCUAAAGACAUCGAAUCGACAUCGCCCGACAUCGCAACGAGCACCUUUGACGAAAUUGACGCUCUCUACAGACCGACGGGAUGUCGCAAUUGUGGUGGAUCUUUUCCUCACAAAGGUCUUUGCCCCGCGAAAGGCAAACAGUGUCGAAAGUGUGGCAAACUUAACCAUUUUCAAAGCGUUUGUCGAAGCAGACCUAUUGCACAACCAAGUGGCAGUAUCGCACAGGAAGACUCCACUUAGAAUUACCAUAGCAACGCCACACAAAACCUGAUACGACCCCUCGAGCGUUACAACACCGGUGACUCAGACGACGAUUAUAUCUACGGAAUUCACAGCCUCGAUAAAAGCCCUCGAGUUAACGUUGAACAUUGAACAUUGAACAUUUAUUUAAACACGGUAAAAUCUUCAGUGUAGAAUAAAAUACAAAAACUAUUAAUAAAUUUCACACAUCACUAAAUACACACUAAUUUCCUAACUAAAAUGCACUGUUUUCCAAGAUUGCCGUGUGGGGAUCCCAUUAUAAUGUCAAGAAUUGAUUAAUUUCAUUUUUGAAAUGCCUCAAUGAUUUGGACGUACGUGCAGUUUGAGGAAGCGCAUUCCAUAAACUUGCUCCACUGUAGCAGAAACUACGCUUCAUAAAGUCCGUACGUGGUUUUGGUAAAUUUAGCUUCAUUUCUGCAUUUCUUAAGUUAUAAUCUGUGCUGCGAAAUGUAAACAUGUUUUGUAAAUACUCUGACGUUAGCUUAUUGAUAGUUUUAAACAUUAGUAUAGACUUGUGCUUUUUCCUACGUAAGGAAAGAUUGUCCCAAUGCAGUUUCUCUAAGAGAAUGCUAGAGCUGACAUCGUAGUUGGAUUUCGUAAUCACUCUAGCAGCUCUAUUCUGCAAUUUUUGCAUUUUUUUACAUAAUGUUGCGCCAAAUUCGUCCCAAAUGGGACUACAGUAAUCAAAGUGAGGUUGAAUUAUAGCGUUGUAAAUUUGGAUUGCUGUUUCAGUUGAUAUAAAUCGUUUUAUUCGCUUAAGAGCACCUAUAGCGGAAGAAAUCUUUUUACACUUCAUAUCAAUAUGUUUAGACCAAGACAGAUUUUUAUCAAUAAUUACACCUAGUGAUUUUGCCUCAUCAACUUGUUUAAUCACAUGACCAUCCAGGUCAAUAUUGAUAUUUUCGUUAGUGUGCGCAUGCAUACGUUGUCGAGAUCCUAUUAUCAUAAAUUUUGUCUUGGCGAUAUUAAGGCUUAAUUUGUUCGCUUCCAACCAGCUUUUCAAUUUUUUUAAUUCCGAAUUAAUAACAUUUUCUAGUUCGGCGAUAGUGUUGGCCGCAUAACUAAUGUUCGUAUCAUCAGCAAACAUUCUCGGUACUGCUGCACUGAGACAAUUAGGAAGGUCGUUAAUAUACACAAGGAAGAGUAAUGGUCCUAAGUUACUUCCCUGUGGUACACCACGUGUAACUGAUGCAGAUGAUGACAAGCAACCUCUAACAUUACAUUUCUGAGAUCGACCGGUCAAAUAAGACUGAAACCAUUCGAGACUUAAUUGAUCCAUACCGUAAAUUCGAAGCUUCCGCAGUAAUAUCUGAUAAUCAAUAGUAUCGAAUGCUUUUUUAAGGUCGAUAAAUAUUACUCCAUUGAAGAGGCCAUUGUCAAUAUUAACUGACCAGUUACUAGUGGCUUCAAGAAGAGCAGUAAGUGUACUAUGUAACGACCUGAAACCGGCCUGGCAAUGCGUUAACAAGCUGUUAGAACUGAAGUAAUUAUAAAGUUGCUCAAAGAUUAAUUUUUCGAAGAUUUUGGCUACAGCUGAAAUAAUUGAUAUUGGUCGAUAGUUAUUCGGAUCAUUCCUUUUUCCUUUCUUAAAUAUUGGUGUUACUCUAGCCAUUUUCCACUCGGAUGGAAAUAUGCCAGUGUUAAUUGAUCUGGCAAAUAUAUCAGUUAAUGAUGGUGAAAUUAUUGCAGCUGCUAUUUUUAACAGCUUAUUAGGAAUGUUGUCGAGACCUGGAGCUUUUCGUUCGUUAAUUUUACUCAACAGAAUAUAAACCAUAUCAACCGUAGGAGGUCUAAUGGAAAAUCUCUGCUCAGUUGAUUCUAAAUAGUCUUCAGGGUUGACGUUAGAAAUGGGUAUCUCUGAGGCUAGAUUUCUCACCAAUAUUUGAGAAGUGAUUGUUAAAAGCUUCAGCUAUAUUUGCAGGUGUAUUUAUUGUUUUUCCGUCUACUUUAAUCUCGUUAAUGUUACUUAACUUAUUACAAUUACGCGAGCUUAGUUCGUUAAUUAAUUUCCAUGUUUUUCUUGGAUUUGUUUUAGCAGUUUCCAAAUUCGUUAUAAAAUACUCUUGCUUUGCUUUUCUAAUUUCGUUAUUGGUACGAUUUCGAGCAACCCUAUAUUCUUCUCAUAAAGUUUGAUCAUCGGCCAAUGUUGCUUUCCUCUUCAGAUAAUCUCGUUUAUGCAUAUGUCGUAACAAUUGGCUUGUUAUCCACGGCGAUUUUUUUUGCCUGCUCUUUUGGAGCGAGAUGGUGCGUGCUUGUCAAUACACUCCAUUAAUAAACUUUUCCACGUGUCCCACAUAUCAUUAGGAUCAGUAUUUGUGUUAACAUCACACCACGGCUUUUGUUCCAAGUCUCUAAGAAAAUUAUCUCUAUUGAAAUUCUUUAAACAACGAGUUUUUAUUGUGCGCGUCCCGGUACGUUCUAUAUUAGUUUUAUAAGUCAUAAACACAAGUGAAUGAUCGCUAAUAGAUAUGUGGUUAACGCCGAAUUUUAUUAUUAUUGAUGGUACAUUUGUGAAACAUAGAUCAAUCAAGGUUUGAGAACAAUUAGUAAUUCUUGUAGGUUCGUUUAUUAGCUGAUCCAUACCAUAAAUAUCUAGUAUGGAAUUCAGUUUUACAGCAUUGGCCGAGAUCGGUUCAUGCAUAAGAUCUAUGUUAAUGUCACCUAAUAUACACAUCUUUUGAUUUUCUGAGUCCAGCUUUCCAAUAAUAUUUUCAAAAUCAUCUAGAUAACUAAUUGGAGAGUUUGGUGGUCUAUACCAUGUGCCAAGAAUCAACGAUUUUGACCGUGGUUUGGUAAUUUCUAUUAUAAGACAUUCUAAAUUUUCGUAAUUCAAGUUAUCUCGCGUUAUAUAAUUAAUAUUGGAUCGCACAAAAAUACAGACACCUCCACCGUUUCGACCAUUAAUUUUUCGAUCUUUCCUAAUUAUCUCAUAUCCAGGGAUAUGGAUUUCACUAUUCUCAAUCGUUGAAUCUAAUUUAGUUUCGUUAAUUGCAAGCACAUCUAUUUUAUCAUUAUUCAUAUACACCCUAAGUUCGUCAAUGUGAGCUAAAAGGCUAUUUAUAUUUAACGAGGCCAUCACUAAGCCACGUCCAUAGACGUUAUGACCCAGGGGCGUAGGAAGCGGGGGGGCACGGGGGGCACGUGCCCCCCAAAUUUUUUUAAAGGACUAAAAGUGCCCUUUUUGUGUUGAAAAGUGCCCUUUUUUGUGAGGAAAUGUGCCCCUUUUGUAGAAGCUAAUGUCGCUGUAAAUACUAAAUUAAAACAAUAGGUGCCGUUUUUGUGUGGAAAUUUACAAUUUUUUUUUUAAAAAUUAGGUCACAAACAUAAAUUUCGGUAUGAUACGACGGAAAAUUUUCCUCAGGAGAAAUUUCUCCCCCCUCCCCCCCGUCGACAACAUUUCCGGGAAAAAUUUUUUAGGUGCCCUUUCCGAUAGUAAUGUGCCCCUACAAGCCGGUGCCCCCCCCCCAAACUCCAGGUGCUUCCUACGCCCCUGUUAUGACCGAUAGUUAAAGGUGUAUCUUCAGUUUUAUCAUUAUUAUCAUCUGGCAGCACAGAGAUUAGGGAUUCCCAUCCGGCAAUAUUUCAAUUAUUAUUAUGAUUUAUGAUAUUUAAAAAAUUACGAGCUAAUUGAGUAGUUCCGUCUCUAUUCAAAUGCAGACCACUUCGAUUUAAAUGUUUUUGUGUAAUAUUUGAGUGGUCUAUUAGUGUCCAAUUGUGUUGUCGACAUAACUUACUUAACGCUAAGUUCACUUCAUCAAUUUGUUUCCCAAGUCUACUAUCAUCUGAUCUGAAUAUUAAACUUGAUAUAAUUACCUCCGUUUCCUUUCCAUCUGUCUGUUCCACCGAUUUAGCUAAUUCAACAAUUUCCUCUGCACAGGAUGUGGGGCUUUCAGAUUCUCGUAGACUGUUUGUACCUACGUGUAUAAUUACUUGGUCGGGUUUCUUUCUCAGAACAGGUUUAAUGUAGUCAUACAUAUCUCUAGUG
Paramuricea clavata is the source of this 27961-nucleotide messenger RNA. The record is from the annotation of a GenBank genome assembly. Lineage: Eukaryota; Metazoa; Cnidaria; Anthozoa; Malacalcyonacea; Plexauridae.